Molecule: messenger RNA, 2429 nt
Organism: Bursaphelenchus xylophilus (pine wood nematode)
Lineage: Eukaryota; Metazoa; Nematoda; Chromadorea; Rhabditida; Aphelenchoididae
Source: the annotation of a GenBank genome assembly
AUGUCCGCCUUUGCCCGUGAAGAGGAAUAUCUUCAAUUUGCCCUGGAGGUAGUGAAACAAGCCGGUCAUUUGGUGAAAACUGCGUUCUCGACCCCCGAAAGCAAUGUGGAGACGAAAGCGUCGGCCACGGACUUGGUCACAGAGACUGAUAAAGCCGUCGAAGAGCUGCUGAUCAAGAGCAUCUCCGAGAAAUACCCGGAUCAUCAGUAAGUUGGCAAAUGAUGUCAUGAAUAAUAUAAAAAUUUUGGAGGACUAGAGAAAUUGAUGUUGGAAUAUGAAGUAUAUUAAAUACAGAGUAAUUUCAGACCAUUUGAGCUUCAUUUGACCUUGUUUUACCCAUUUUUUGCAACCAACUUUUGUCAUGGAUAAUAUAAAAUUUUUUUAUAAAAGCUGAAAUUCAUGCUGAAAUAGUUGUAAAAUUAAAUGGAGAGUGAUUUCAGACCAUAAAAGUCUUAUUCUACAUUGGUUUACAUCUUUUUUUCACCAAUUUUUUCAAUUUAUUACCUAUUUUUCAGAUUUAUUGGAGAAGAAUCCGUCGCUGCUGGCAAACGUUCACCCUGGACUGAUGCCCCCACUUGGAUCAUUGAUCCGAUCGAUGGGACCACCAACUUUGUCCAUCGGAUCCCAUUUAUCGCGAUUUGCGUUGGCCUCACCAUCAAUAAGGAGAUCAGAGGUGGGAUUGUUUACAACCCGAUCACUGAUGAGCUAUUUACUGCGUUGAAGGGAAGAGGUGCUCUCAAAAAUGGCUUCCCAAUCCAUGUCUCGAAAACUACAGGUAAGAUUUUGAAUUACGCACCAUUAAAAAAAUGUCACGAUGACUGUCAUCAUGACAUGGAGAAUAUCGCGGAAAAAAUUGUUGAUUUCAAAUUUCAACGGCGUAUUUUACUUUUUUAGACAACUGAUUUUUUUUUUUGAAUACUAGAUUUCGCAAAAAUAUGUCAUUAUGACAAAAUUUUUCGGUCAUGAUGACACAUUUUUAAGCUCGGCGGGGAAUUUCGGUAAAUGGCUAAAAAUGAUCAGACUGGCCCAGAAUGAAUGUUUAUAUGCAUUUUUGGUGUUAUAGAAUUCAACAAGGCGGUCAUCUGCACCAGUCUCGGCAUCCACAACAUUGUGGAAAAGGGCCAGCAAUGGCUGGAGACGGCCCUCGAUAAUCACCGCAAAUCCGUUCAGAAUGGCGUCCGAGGGUGCGUUUUUUGCUGUCUUGUGGAUUUGUGAUUGAAAUUUCUCAUUUUUGUAAUUUGUUUUUUGGGUGUGUAAGGUGUAAUAUCAGUGAGAUGUUGAUGUGUCUGCGUGUGAAUUGUGGUUUUCUGCGUCUAUUUUUUGUUUUGAGGAUGUGUCUGAUGUUUGUGAGUGUUUUACGCACGUAUUUGCCGAUACGAAAUUUGGGUUAUAUUGUGCUAGGUAGGCGAAGGUCAAAGAUUACUAAAAAUAUGGAAAGAAUGGUCUCCCAUAUCCUUGAAAUGAAUAUAAAUUUUGACAAUAAGGCUUAAAGAUUAUGAUAAACGUCAGUAAUCAUACAGUAUGAAAAAAAGAUAAGCAAAAAUCACAAAAAUUUUUUACAAAACUAAAAAAAUCAUCGAAUUUUUUCGAAUCCAUUGAUAGCCUUGGUGAAUUUCAGCCCUGACCAAGGCCGUAGUCCUAGCCCAGCUCGGCGCCGAUCGUUCUCCCGCGCAGAUGCGCUCCUUUAUCAAUAACUUCACCGCCUUAAUGGUCGAUAAGAACAUGCAUGGGUGGGGUGUUUACUAUAUUUUUUGUGGUGCUAGAUUUGCCUGUUGACAGAAUAAGUAAUUUACUUUCUAACUGUGGGGAGUUUUUUAGCCAUAGAUGAGUUUUUAGAUUUAAAUUUAAUGGAUAUUGUUUUAGCCCCCUAAAAUAAUGUUUUGAUGAGAAAAUCGUUGAAAUUUCUGUAGGAAAUACGAAAUCUUAUAUUAGGUAUUAUUUUUCAUCCCAUAUUAAAUCUAUUUAAGCCUAUCCUUUUUGUUUUGUAUCGGAUUUGCAUUAAGAUUUUCGGUGAUAUUACUUUAGAUGUCCAAGUAUCAAAAAUAAUCUUUUUUUGACUAAAAUCUCACAGAAUUUAUUGUAUAAUGUUGAGUGUUGUAUUCCGUAUACUUUACAGUGCAUGUCCAUUGCAUUUACUUCGCUCUAACUGCCGCAUUUUCUCUUUCAGACACCGCGCUUUCGGCUCGGCCGCCAUUAACAUGGUCUACGUUGCGCAGGGCUCGGUAGAUGCCUACGUUGAAUACGGAAUUCACUCCUGGGACAUUGCCGCCGCCGCUAUCAUUGUCUCGGAAGCUGGCGGUGUUCUGAUCGAUCCCACCGGCACCUCAUUCAACCUGAUGUCGAGGAAAGUUUUGUGCGGCGCUUCGGAGCCCCUGGUCCAGGAAAUCAGCAAAAUCCUCACUCAUGUCGAGUUCGAGCCCGAAUUGUAA